AGCUUUGGCCCAAACACGAAUGGAGAACACUGUUGCAGAGGUGGGGAUCGAGUUCAACAGAAAUACCACGCCUGCAGAAAUCCCACCAGCUUCUGACGUUGUACAAACCUUAGUAGAUGCAGUGAAUAAUCCCAACAUUACGCUCAACAUCACUAUUCAAGCCAACACUAUCCAAGUAGUUGAUACAAAUACAACUACCAAUGACACAACAACUGCAGCUCCCACGCAGCCACAGUCCUCUACAACCCCAGUUACAACCACAACUGUUGAGGCAGUUACAAUAAGACGGUUGACUUUCAGAUCAGCUGGAGAGACCUUUACAAAUGAUUUGCUGAAUCCCUCAUCUCAAGCAUUUAUCAAUCGGGCUAAUCUGCUCAAGUCAAAUCUGGAACCUUUCUACCAAAGAGCAUUUUCUUCAUUCCGCUUCUUGACUGUGAUUUCAUUCAGUAACGGAUCAAUCAUCAACAACAUGGACCUCACGUUUAGAUCCACAUCUGUACCUAACAACACUCAGAUUGCCACAGUUUUGAUCGAUGCAUCUUCCAACAUCACAGCCUUUAACAUCGACACCAACUUUAUUUUUGUGGAUGGUGCAGCGUCAAGUGGAGUGAGCCACAAGACCAGUCUCAUCACUGCAUCCUGUCUGGUGCUGCUGUCAUGGCUACUGUCAUGUCAGCAAUAGUCUCUGCUGAAGUCCAUGGAAUCCCAUUAGAAAAUGUCUGCAGUUACUGGUAUGAGGAGGGACAUCGUUCAUCUUCAAAAUCCAUGAAGAGCUUCUGAAGAAUAGCAAAUAUAAUA
Mugil cephalus (flathead mullet) is the source of this 798-nucleotide messenger RNA. RefSeq lists its product as uncharacterized. The transcript is spliced from 5 exons. NCBI's taxonomy places the organism in Eukaryota, Metazoa, Chordata, Actinopteri, Mugiliformes, Mugilidae. The record is from RefSeq and is a predicted model, not a curated record. The coding region runs from base 20 to 682 and encodes 220 amino acids.